Messenger RNA from Beauveria bassiana ARSEF 2860, 2955 nucleotides. RefSeq names its product ribosome biogenesis protein MAK21. The record is from RefSeq and is a predicted model, not a curated record. Gene Ontology annotation, cellular component: nucleus. The transcript is spliced from 4 exons. The coding region runs from base 1 to 2955 and encodes 984 amino acids. Lineage: Eukaryota; Fungi; Ascomycota; Sordariomycetes; Hypocreales; Cordycipitaceae.
AUGGCAAAGUCAAAGCAAAAAGGAAAAGGUCCUCGUCGCUCCGGUGGUGGCCUGACUUUCAAUGAAGACGCUCUCGCAAAGCUCACCUCAAGAAUUCACCACAGCUUAACUGACAACGAUCACAAGCGCAAGCGACCGCCCACGAAUGCCUCGCCUGCACAUAUGGUCAAGAAGCAGCGCAACUCUGACGCUGAACCCGUCACUCAUGGAUCCAAGACUGAUCAAGAAGCUCUUCUUGCAGAAAUCCUAGCUCUGGGUGGUGACGAAGACGAUCUCGAGUUGAUCAACGGCAUUGACUCGGACGACGAGCUGGUCGGCGAGAGCAAGGCCCCAGUAGACAAGAAGCUGAGAGACGAGCUUGAAGCGCUCUCCAAAAAACUGGGAUUCUCUGAGUUUGUACCUCAGGAGGCGAGCGAGGCCAGUGAGGACGAAGAUGGGGAGGAGGCCGAGAGAGAGGAAGUAGAGGAUGAAGAAGGCGACGAAGAUGACGACGAUCAAGAGAAAGAGAAGAUUCCCGAGAGUCGCCAUCUGGGCAACUUGACCUUUGAGCCCCGCGCCGACUGGCAUGCCUACAAACUUGCGAAGUUGCCCUCUCCCAUCACUGAAGAUGCCGGCCCUUUGUUCUCUCCUAUUCAAGCUCUUAAGCAACACGCUCAAUCUCUUUUGGAAAAAGACGCCGAUAAAUAUCGAACCAGUGUUUUCGCCUCAGCUUCACACAAAUUCUUGUCUACCAUCAUGACCUCUGGUACAUUGACCGACAAAGUUUCUGCACUUACUCUCGCUAUUCAAGAGUCUCCUGUGCACAACAUCCGUGCCUUUGACGCCCUCAUGAAUCUGGCUUCUAAAAAGAGUCGAGGUCAAGCUAUUGGUGCGAUUGGUGCGCUGGUCGAUCUACUUGGCCCUGGUACCCUUCUUCCCACCGAGAGACGCCUCCGCACUUUCCAGAAUCAGCCUGGUCUGCUUGGUACCCUUCAAAAGCACUCUUUCAAGGUCUGGGCCCCAGGUCAACCGCUUCCCGGCAAAAUCUCCGAAGAACAUCUGAUCUCAUGGAUUUUCGAAGACUGGCUAAAGGCCACGUAUUUCAAGAUCAUCCAACUUUUGGAAGGCUGGUGCUCUGAUGAAAUCGAGUAUUCACGUAUAAAGGCAGUGGACUUCGUCUACGCUCUCCUGAAAGAGAAACCCGAACAAGAAUCUAAUCUCCUGACACUACUUGUCAACAAACUUGGUGAUCGAGAAAAGAAGAUUGCGUCUCGCGUUUCAUACCUCCUCUUGCAGCUACAGAAUUCUCAUCCCGGCAUGAAGCCUGUAAUUAUUCGCGCAGUGGAGCAAGAUAUUUUACUACACCCUUCCCAGGACUCUCGGUCCAAGUAUUACGCUAUCAACACACUAAACCAGACUAUCCUGAGCAGCAAAGAGCCCACAGUUGCCGAGUCACUCAUUCGAAUCUAUUUCGAGCUCUUUGUUGCCAUGCUUAAAUCGGGUAGCUUGGGUAUUCCCCUGCAGAUUGAAACUGAUACCCAGGAUGGUGCAGAGACAAAGUCGGAGCUUAGACCUGGCAAGCCUGGAGGUCGGCCUCCCAGAAAAGGUGGAAAAUUGGCUAAGCCGAUCCCAGCAGUUCCGGAGGCAGAGGCUGCUGAUAAGUUGGUAUCUGCUCUACUGACUGGUGUCAAUCGUGCCGCGCCCUUUGUUGGUACAAAUGACGGAGUAAUGGAAACCCACGUAGACACACUCUUCAAGAUCACCCACUCUGCCAACUUCAACACGGGAAUUCAGGCCUUGUUGUUGAUUCAACACCUUUCUCUCGCGAGAAGCAUAGCUACCGACCGGUUUUACCGCACACUCUACGAGUCUCUGCUGGACCCUCGUCUCGUCACUUCCUCAAAGCAAGCCCUGUACCUCAAUCUUUUGCUGCGGUCCUUAAAGAACGAUGUUGAUGUGCGUAGGGUCAAAGCGUUUGCCAAGAGGAUGCUGCAGAUCGCUGUUCUGCACCAACCACCGUUUGUGUGUGGACUGCUUUAUGUAAUUGGCCACUUGCGUCAGACUUUCCCUGAUCUAUCUACCCUCAUUGAACAACCGGAAGAGUCCGUCUUCGAUGAUGACGAGGAAGAUAUCCAGCGCCCAGCAUAUGAUGGCAGAAAGCGGAAUCCGGAGCACAGCAACGCUCAGAGAAGUUGCCUGUGGGAGAUGAUCCCCAUGCAAACGCAUUAUCACCCGUCAGUCACGGUAUUCGCCGCUGGGCUUGUCAACAAGGCUGCCAAGAUGCAAAAACCCGAUCUCGAUAGCCACUCUCUCAUUCGAUUCCUCGACAAGUUUGUUUACCGCAAUGCCAAGGCGACCGAUGGUGCCAAGGGUGUUUCCAUCAUGCAGCCGCUCAGAGCCACAAAAGACUCCGGCGAUAUCUGGCUCGGAAGCCGUGGUGCUGGCGCAACUGGAACUCAAGUCAAUUCUGCGGCUUUCUGGAACAAGAAGGCCGAGGACGUUGCUGCCGAAGAUGUCUUUUUCCACGAAUACUUCCAAAACAUUGGCAAAGAACCCAGGAAUAAGAAACAGAAGACUGCCACCAAGGCCACAGAAGAAGAAGAAGAAGAAGAAGAAGAAGACGACGAGGUCUGGAAAGCCCUGGUGGACGCCCAGCCCGAUAUCGAAGGCGAAGACUCCGAUGUGGAUGAAGGCUUUGAUGACUUUGAUGAAGAGGAAAUGGCUUCUUUGGACGGAUCAUCGCCGGCCAUGUCUCUGGAUGAUGAUGAGUCGGACGGUGGCGUUUCUAUCGAAGGAGAAGACGACUCUGACGGGUUCGUAGAAUUCAACGAUGAAGACGAGGAGGAGGAAGAGGACAGCAAGAAGGCGGACAAUAAGAAGAAAUCGGCGAGACGCAAGAUGAUCAAGGGCCUGCCUACGUUUGCUUCGGUGGAUGACUAUGCAGAGCUUCUGGCAAAUGAGGAGGAAGAUUUUUAG